Messenger RNA from Anthostomella pinea, 324 nucleotides. The record is from the annotation of a GenBank genome assembly. NCBI's taxonomy places the organism in Eukaryota, Fungi, Ascomycota, Sordariomycetes, Xylariales, Xylariaceae.
AUGGCGAGAAACUGGCCUCACAACCACGACAUGGACCCGUACUUCCACAACUGUCACUCAUACACGGGCGCUGCGCUAGCAGGCCUUCCUGCGAUAGCAGGGAGCAAGGCGGGAGAGCUCGAGAUGUCCCACAAUACGAAAGCGGUGUUGAAAAGCCCGACCCGAACUGCGGAUCUCUGGAACUGGAUAGAGGAGAACGGACGGUCGAUAAUGGCUUCGAAGGACUACCAAGAUGCCGCCAACUAUUUCACCGGGCAAGUUGCUAAGCCAAAGGGCUGGAAGGGCCGCUACAAGGUGUACAGAAUCAAGCCGAAGACGAAGUGA